Molecule: messenger RNA, 8936 nt
Organism: Melopsittacus undulatus (budgerigar)
Lineage: Eukaryota; Metazoa; Chordata; Aves; Psittaciformes; Psittaculidae
Gene: ATP11B
Product: ATPase phospholipid transporting 11B (putative)
Exons: 30
Coding region: 230-3676 (1148 amino acids)
Biological process (GO): phospholipid translocation
Cellular component (GO): recycling endosome; endoplasmic reticulum; plasma membrane
Molecular function (GO): magnesium ion binding; ATPase-coupled intramembrane lipid carrier activity; ATP hydrolysis activity
Source: RefSeq, a predicted model, not a curated record
GGGUGUCAGCAGCCGUCCUGUGAUGGCGGCGGUGGGGAGCUGGCAGCUGUGGCGCCUGGGGGCGCCGGGGGGGCUGUGCUGCUCCUAAUCGGCGUCUGGUCCCUGCGCCAUGGGGAGGAGCCGCGGUCGGCGGCUGGCCUGAGUCGGUGGUGGUGGCGGCGGCGACAGCGGAAGGCGCGGCAUUGCCAAGGGAGACCCGCCGCUGGGGCCGCGACCUGUGCCUCCGGGGAUGUUGCGGUGGGUCCGGCAGCAGCUGGGUUUUGACCCACCGCAUCAAAGCGAUACAAGAACUAUUUAUAUAGCUAAUCGUUUUCCCCAGCAUGGCCAUUAUGUUCCUCAGAAGUUUGUGGACAACAGAAUUGUAUCAUCCAAGUAUACGGUGUGGAAUUUUGUUCCAAAAAACUUAUUUGAGCAGUUCAGAAGAGUAGCUAACUUUUAUUUUCUGAUUAUAUUUUUGGUUCAGCUCAUGAUAGAUACCCCUACCAGCCCUAUUACCAGUGGAUUGCCAUUAUUCUUUGUCAUAACUGUGACAGCCAUAAAACAGGGUUAUGAAGACUGGCUACGACACAAAGCAGACAAUGAAGUGAACGGUGCUCCAGUUUAUGUUGUUCGAAGUGGUGGCCUUGUGAAAACUAGAUCUAAAAAUAUUCGGGUGGGGGACAUUGUCAGAGUAGCCAAAGAUGAGACUUUUCCUGUUGAUCUGGUGCUUCUGUCAUCUGAUCGAGUGGACGGUUCAUGCCAUGUUACUACUGCAAGUUUGGAUGGAGAGACCAAUCUUAAGACACAUGUUGCAGUCCCAGAAACAGCAGUGUUACAGUCUGUUGCCAACCUGGACAAACUUGUAGCUGUUAUAGAAUGUCAGCAACCAGAAGCGGAUCUAUACAGGUUUGUUGGAAGAAUAACGAUAAGUCAACAAACUGAAGAAAUUGUAAGACCUCUUGGGCCUGAAAGCCUCUUACUUCGUGGAGCAAGAUUAAAAAACACUAAAGAAAUAUUUGGUGUUGCAGUGUAUACAGGUAUGGAGACAAAGAUGGCAUUAAAUUACAAGAGUAAAUCUCAGAAACGGUCAGCAGUAGAAAAGUCCAUGAAUUCCUUUUUGAUUAUUUAUCUAAUAAUCCUCCUCUUUGAAGCCAUUCUGAGCACUAUUUUAAAGUAUGCAUGGCAAGCUGAAGAAAAAUGGGAUGAGCCUUGGUAUAAUGGAAAAACGGAGCAUGAAAGAAACAGCAGUAAGAUUCUUAGGUUUAUUUCAGAUUUUCUUGCUUUUCUGGUACUUUACAAUUUUAUCAUACCUAUUUCACUUUAUGUGACUGUUGAGAUGCAGAAAUUUCUUGGAUCUUUUUUUAUUGGAUGGGAUCUUGACCUCUAUCAUGAAGAAACAAACCAGAGAGCACAAGUAAAUACUUCAGACCUCAAUGAGGAAUUGGGACAGGUAGAGUAUGUGUUUACAGACAAAACUGGUACAUUAACUGAAAAUGAGAUGCAAUUUCGGGAGUGCUCCAUUAAUGGCAUAAAGUACCAAGAGGUCAAUGGUAAACUAACUCCAGAGGGGUUUUCUGAAGAUUCACCAGAUGGAAAUAUACAUAGUUUGAUGAAAGAGGAGGAGCUCUUCUUGAAAGCGGUUUGUCUUUGUCAUACAGUUCAGAUCAAUGCAGAUCAGACAGAUGGUGCUGAUGGCCCCUGGCAUGCCAAUGGAAUAGCAUCUCCGUUGGAGUAUUAUGCUUCUUCACCAGAUGAGAAAGCUUUAGUUGAAGCUGCAAGCCGGGUUGGAGUAGUAUUUACUGGAACUACUGGGGACAGUAUGGAAGUAAAAAGUCUUGGAAAACCAGAAAGGUAUAAAUUACUUCAUGUUUUGGAGUUCGAUCCAAAUCGCAGACGAAUGAGUGUCAUUGUAGAGAGCCCCUCAGGGGAAAAGCUUUUAUUCACAAAAGGAGCAGAAUCUUCCAUUCUUCCUCGUAGUAAGAGUGGAGAAAUAGACAAAACAAGGAUACAUGUGGAUGAAUUUGCUUUGAAAGGACUAAGAACUCUGUGCAUAGCCUACAGAAGAUUCACACCUGAAGAGUAUCAAGAAAUUGGCAAACGGCUUCAUGAGGCUAGGACUGCCUUACAACAGCGGGAAGAAAGAUUAGCAGAUGUAUUCAACUUCAUAGAAAGGGAUCUGGAAUUACUUGGGGCUACAGGAGUAGAAGACAAACUGCAAGAUAAAGUCCAAGAAACUAUAGAAGCACUCAGAUUGGCUGGUAUCAAAGUUUGGGUACUCACUGGAGAUAAGCAUGAAACAGCUGUUAGUGUCAGCUUAUCAUGUGGACACUUUCAUAGAACCAUGAACAUCCUUGAGCUUGUGCAACACAAGUCAGACAGUACAUGCGCAGAACAACUGAGGCAGCUAGCCAAGAGAAUAAAGGAAGACCAUGUUAUCCAGCAUGGACUUGUUGUGGAUGGGACCAGCCUCUCUCUUGCACUCAGGGAACAUGAAAAACUGUUCAUGGAAGUUUGCAAAAACUGUUCUGCAGUGUUGUGCUGUCGCAUGGCACCCCUUCAGAAAGCAAAAGUAGUGCGACUGUUAAAAACAUCCCCAGAGAAACCUAUAACAUUAGCAAUUGGUGAUGGUGCUAAUGAUGUGAGCAUGAUACAAGAAGCACAUGUUGGCAUAGGAAUCAUGGGCAAGGAAGGAAGACAAGCUGUAAGAAACAGUGACUAUGCAAUAGCACGGUUUAAAUUUCUCUCCAAGUUGCUUUUUGUUCAUGGACACUUUUACUAUAUUAGAAUAGCAACCCUUGUACAGUACUUUUUUUAUAAGAAUGUGUGCUUUAUUACACCACAGUUUUUAUAUCAGUUCUUCUGUUUGUUUUCACAACAAACACUCUAUGACAGUGUAUACCUGACUUUGUACAAUAUUUGUUUCACUUCCUUGCCUGUCCUCAUAUACAGUCUUUUUGAACAGCAUGUGCAUCCGCAUGUGUUACAGAGUAAACCUGUGCUCUAUCGAGAUAUCAGUAAAAAUGCCCAGCUGGGAUUUAAACCAUUUCUUUACUGGACCAUCUUGGGCUUCUUCCAUGCAUUUGUUUUCUUUUAUGGCUCGUAUCUUCUAAUGGGAGAAGAUACUUCUCUGCUGGGAAAUGGCCAGAUGUUUGGAAACUGGACAUUUGGUACUUUGGUCUUCACUGUUAUGGUUAUAACUGUUACAAUGAAGAUGGCACUAGAAACUCACUUCUGGACAUGGAUAAACCAUUUUGUUACUUGGGGAUCCAUUGUAUUUUAUUUCAUAUUCUCCUUGUUUUAUGGUGGAAUAAUCUGGCCAUUUUUACAUACACAGGACAUGUACUUUGUAUUUGUUCAGCUGUUAUCAAGUGGUUCUGCUUGGUUUGCCAUAAUCGUCAUAGUAGUUGCUUGUUUGUUUAUUGAUGUUGUGAAGAAAGUGCUGUACAGACAUCUGCAACCAACAAGUACUGAAAAAGCUCAGCUUACUGAGGCAGGUUCAGGUAUCAGCUGCCUGGACUCCAUGUGCUGCUUCUCAGAUGGGGAAACAGCAUGCACAUCUGUUAGAAGAAUGCUGGAACGACUAAUGGGAAGAUGUAGUCCAACCCGGGUCAACAGAUCAUGGAGUUCAUCGGAUCCCUUCUAUGCCAACGACAGAAGCAUCUUGACUCUCUCCACAAUGGACUCACCCACUUGUUAACAGGGGCAUUUGUAAAUGCCUUGUGGAAGCUCACACACCUAUCUAUAGUAGGUUCUGAGGCGAGUUCAGUGCUGCAUCCCUGUCCUAGGAAAUACUAGUACCACUGCUAAAUGCAAAUUGUGGCUUGUCUUGUGGUCUAGCGUAAGUCAUCUGGACAGUAAUCACUCCCAGGAUUUUUUUUCUAAUUAUAUCCACAAAUUGCUAACUAUAUAUGUAUAUAUAUCUCAACAUAUAUAUAUUUUUUUUUAAGGGACACUUUUACUUCUGACCAUUUAAUCUUUUUUGUUACUGUAUAAGCAGAUUGGAAUCCUGCAUUUGAUACUUGAGACAUCGCUGUAGCACAAAAACUCACAAAUCCAAGUGAUCCAAUAGAACUGAAUUUGCACAAUUAAAGUUUCGUUUUUCACGAUGACCCUUCAUUCAAACACAUUCACUUUGACUUGUCUCUUACAGAUGCCUUAGCAGUUUGCAGAUCAAUUUUUUUAUUUCCAUGGAUGGUUACUGUGUUCUAUAAGCAAUCUAUUUAGUAAUUUUUGAGAGUUAAAUACAAUUCAGAUAUUUAUGCUGGUUGCUGGUGUACAAAUCACAGUGGAAAUACGUAGGAUAGAGGGCUUUGAUAAAACACUUAUCUUUGACAAAUCAAUCAUUUGGAAUAAUAAGGGAUAUAACUGGUAAAUAUUUUCUUAAAGUGUAAUCCAGAAGCCAGUCAUCUUCUUAUGCCCUUUGUGUUUUGUUAACAAUUCUUGAUCCUUACAUGGGGAAAAAAGCAUGUAAGAAUCAGUGGAUUGUGCAGAAGUCUCACUAGCAUAAAUACUUGGAAUUAUUAAUCCUUUUAAAGUUGGGGAUUUUUUGCAUGCUUUAUUCUUUUUCAUGUGCUUAUAUUUGGUCAUAUUGUACUUUGAAGGUACAGUUAUUGCUUAAUUAUCUUCAUAUAUCUGAAGAAUCUGAGACAUCGAUGGCUAUGUUUUGAUACCUAAGUAUGCCAAUAAAAACAAAUUGCGCAGACGGAGCUUGGCAUGGUACAUCUUAGACAUACAUCUGUUGUCCCAGUAUAAAUGUGCAUGUUUGGGGCUGGGUAGCAACAUUUGCCUGUUUGCCCAGCUGGGAUGACUAAACCUAUGGUUGUCUGUGUAUGUGGGAGAUAAAUUAGAUAUCCAAAUGUGGGCCCAGAAGCAGCAGCAUUUUUACCAGCCUCUAGCCAUAAAAACUGCUGUAACUAAAGCAUGCUCUGUGGCUGUCCCUGGGGGCAGCACCUCCAUUUCAAAUCAGUCUUUGACACUGAAGUCCCAUUGGUAAUUGACAGUCUUACUAUCAGAGAGUAAAACAUGUAAAGCUGCAUAUUAGGAUUAUCUCUGGGUGGCAUAAACUACAAAUCAAAGACAUAAAUACCUACAAGAACUUCUUUAAUAAAGAUGUGGUUAAGCAUAGGAUUUGAACAAAACCAGUACUAACUGCUUUCACACUGCCUCCACAAGUUUCCACUUUUGGCUUAAGUACUGUCCCCCAAGCAAAUUACAUGGCAAAUACUCUUUAUCUCAUAAUUCAUGCAGCCACACGUUACCCUCCUGGUAUGACAUCUCAGUGGAGCCUGGCCUGCUGCCAGAGGAGUGUAUCCCUCUUAUUAUGGUCAUCCCAAAUCCUCCUGACUUCAGUGAGCUGCAGGAGAGGAAGUGUUCAAGAGGUAUUGACUUUCUUUGUAUCAAAUGUUUUGGAUGUUCCUUACCUGUAAACAGCUCUGCUAUUCCUUAUUUUUGUUCACGAUUUAACUGGUAUUAUUCCAGUUCUCUUAAUUCAGAAAUAAAUUUCAACAAUUGGAAGCUUCACUCUGAAGUGAUGGCUGCAGGUACGGCAGGAUUUUCAAGAUCCCAUUUUUCAAGGCAAUGUUUGUGUAGUACAGGAAUUGUCAUUGCAGCCUUGUUUUGAAACUUGUAGUGAUUUGAAUGUGCAGUACCUGAGGUUUUUGUCUCACUUGUAUAGAUGAAGUCAGACCAGUUCACAAAUUAAAAAGCUCUUAAAAAUUAAUGAUGAAACAGAAAAAAACAAAAUCAAAAUAUAGUAAAUUUUCCUUUUAAAUAACUGUUCGGUGUUCAUAGCUCAUAUCUGUAUUAUGCCUUCAAAUAUGUAAGUGCAGUGAAGGUUAAGCUUGAGAAUUUCAAUUUUACAGUAGGUCCCCUCAUUGAGUGUCCAGACAAUGAAGAUUCACUGAAAAUUGAGUCUGUUUGAUACCUGGUUCCUAUGGAGAGAGACUAUAAAUUGAUUGUCAGCUCUCCAGUCCCCAAGAGGACUUUUAUCCACAUAAGCAACAGUAAUGAAAUAUGCUUGAAUUUCUUUCACCUUCUCCUGUAACUUAACUUUAUCGUAUAUAUACUAAAUCUGUCUUUAAAAUAAUUAUUUUCUUCUUAGUUUCUCAUUCUAAGUUUGUACUGCUAUGGGUGCCUAGGAAUAAUUCUAAGUACCCUACUCAGGUAUCUGCUGUUCAGCUGUAUCUGUUAUGUCUAAAUCAGUGUUCCAUGUUUCAGAAGUACUUGUUUGUCCAAGUUGAACACAGCAUUCUCAUCAUCCCUUCAAUUUGUGUGCCAUGCAACGUUAUCACUCGGUGUGGUUAGUGUAUCACGUACUGAAAUAUUAACUGACAUUUUAUGUAGUAGAAGGCAGAGGCUUUGGAUAUAUGACCCCACUCCAAGCACUGAGACUGGCUCAACUCUGUACAUAGACAGGCUUUAGGCUUUUACCAAACAAGUGUGUUAAAUUUAUUUGCACACAAGAAGCACCACCCUAUAUUUGAAGAACAAUAUAUGUUUAUUAUGUAUUUCUUUAAAGCCUUCCAUCUCCUCCCUCUCCCCCUGCUUUCCCUUUCCUCAGUGUUUGUCAGGUCACGAAGAAACAUGCAUUUAAAUAAUUCAGGAAGAACUUAAGAAUCCAUCUGUCUGCCAGGGUAUAUUUUUCUAUUUGCAGUAAAUCUCAAUCCAUAAUUUCUCAUUUAGUAAAAACAUAGGAAUGGUUUGCAUAGGACCAAUUUCUUGGUCUGACAAAUAUUUUGGAUGCAAGAAGUGACUGUGGUUUUGUGCUGAUGUCAGAAACCUUUUCAACUUGCUUCUAGUAAAGACAGAUUUUGUGUAUUUCUGUGGCAGCUGAAGUGUGUGAAAUUCACUGUGCAUUCGGUACAGUGUAGAAUUCUUCAUGAAGAAGACUGAACAAAAGGCAGCUAAUUCACUACCAUUCAUCUCACUGAUUUACAGUAGAAAUGGAUGAGGAAGAAUUUGCCAUAGAAAGCAAAUGUUUUAGAAUUACCUCUUAGCCUCGAAAUCUGUAAUGUACGGCAGAAAAGCCUGUAGUAGAUGUUUUAAGAAUGUUGUGUAGUCACUUUACUAUGCAGUGUCUUUAAAGAAGCACCUUCUCCUUCACCCCCUUCAGAAUGGGACUGAGUUCUCGGCGUAUUUAGUUCUUGUUCUGUGAAAAAUAGGGUUUGGGUUUGUAUACACAGUUGCCAAAUUUAUGCUUUUUUAAAAGGUGCAGUGGAAAAGAUUAAGUACGAAGAUGCUCCAAAUUGUUUCACAAACUAAAAUGUAAAUAUUAUGCUUUAGAUAUUCUGUGUAUUUUUUUAAGGUUAUGAGGAGUGGGAACAAAAAAUGGAAAUGAAGGAAUGCUGAAAACUCUGGCUUUACAUUUGCAGAAUGAUUUCUUGUUUUCUAGUGCAAAAGCUGAUUUGAGGAAUGAUUAUGCAAUUUACAAUGCUUAUUAGGCAACUAUAAUUUCUUACUGGAAAACUUUGGUAAUACUUUCAAACAAGUUUUUUUUAUGACAGUACAACUUCUAUAUCGGAAAAAAAAUCUCAUUUUUCUAGUGUUGGAAGUGUCUCAAAGCUGUAGUCUAUGUUAUUUUUAAUAGUUUUAUCUGAUUCUUCUGUACUCUAAAUAUUAGUGAUUUUGGUGAAAUUCAGUGUUCAAAAGUGUUUGAUCAUAACAUGCUUCUGAACCAUUUAUUUUGAGAGUCUUGUUUUCUUGGGGUAAAAUACCAAGUAACUCCCACCAGCACUGCCAGUUACAACCAUCACUGCUUUAGAGUUAUGCCUAGAGCUGGGUGAACCCAUCAUUAUGGACCGAUUUUAGACUUUUUUUUUCUGCUCAUGUUUUUUAUUGGUGGUUGUUCUGUAUGUUCUUUGCUUCUGUUGUUUGCUUCCAGUGGCAUGAUUUUUCUGGUUUCUGCUCUCUAUUGGAAUGACUCAAUUUAUAACAGGAGGAGGAAAGAUGGGAUGCUUGUGGCUGUAUCAGCUCUGCCAGAAGGACAGUUGCAUCGGUAUUUGCAAGGCUUCUGCUUUCCAUAGAUUUUUUUUUUUCCUUCAAAUACUGCUCAUAGAGGCAUCAGAAAUAACUCAGUAGAGACCUCUUGUGCUGCCCAAGCUUCUGUGGCUUUUGUUGAAAGGAAUGUUCUCACCACUUUGAAGUACGCGCCUUUUCUCUAGCUGUUGCCACACGAUGAUGUUGAUUACAAUAAGUACAUACAAUUGUCAUUACUGUAGCUAUGACUUUUUUUGUUGUUGUUUCCAGUUAGUAUAAAUGCAUAGACAUGAAUAAAACCUGCAGGGAUGAAAUGUUAAAGACCUCUGCAUUUGACAUUCAGGGGAAAAAAUGUGCUGCUGUUUAUGACACAAAGUAUGACUUGACUUGUCUGAAAGAAACCCUGAAGUGCACCUAAAUGGCCUGUGGUUUGCAUUGAUUUUGCCUUGGCUGUUUUUAAAGAAAUUACAAGCUUGUUCUCAACCUUUUUAUCUUUUUGCAAUGGGAUCUAAGGUCCAUAUAGUUUAGGAAGGGGAAAAUGUUUAAAAAUGAGACCCACUUUCAGAUAUAAAUAAGGUCUCAUUACUGCAACAAAGAAUAGAUUCCUAGUUACGGUUCCAUGAGAGAUUUCAGGUCCUGUGCACACUAAAAUAACAAAGUGUCUAGACUCCUGGGUUGUUUGGUUUUUUUCACUGGAGUGUGAUCAAAUUCUGCUUCCUUUUUUGAAUUAAAAAAACUUGAACAAUAUCAUCUCUGUAGGAAUUACCUUUUUAAAGAGGUUGAGCCUUAAUUUUAGGCAGAUACUGGGCAUUGACAACUGGAAACUGUAGCAAUAAUUAGUACAAGGAAUUUCGGACCUCUGACACUGUGGCUGCCUCAUGUUAUUUUUGAUUCUCUGACAGCGGGUCUGUGUGCUUGCUCAUUGUACAGCUUGGUCAGUAGAAGUUGUUUUAAAAAUGGUUUAUGAAAAUAUAUUUAUUAAA